This is a messenger RNA of Marchantia polymorpha subsp. ruderalis, 1945 nucleotides long. Lineage: Eukaryota; Viridiplantae; Streptophyta; Marchantiopsida; Marchantiales; Marchantiaceae. The record is from the annotation of a GenBank genome assembly.
GCGCAAACUCCUGGCGCUCGGACGCAGCGGUGGUCGAUUCUGAGCAUCGAGCGGUUCGGCGAUGCCGAUGAGUGCCCUGCGAGCAGCAGCUCCACAAGUUGCUCGCCUGUCCUUUCUCUCGUCCGCUCGCGACCUUUUCUUCCCUUACGAGGCUCCGAGUCUCUGAGAGCCGAUCUCUCUCUCGCUCUUCUUCCUCUCUCUCCCUCUCUCUCUCUCCUUCCUUCCUUGCAGUAGGCGAGAUUUGGAGUGGCAGGCCCGUAGAGUGUAGGAGUGUAGGGUGCGUCGAGUACGACGAGCGACGAGAGUAGAGGUGUAGGCUGCGAGUCAGUGCUACGGGAUCUACUCGUCAUCAAAUACAGCGGGCAGUGGUGGCCAAGCUGAAGGUGGCCGGGGGGGAGUUUCAUCUUGCAUCUUUGAGUGCAUGCGCAAUCCGCUCGUCGCCCACGGAACGGAGAGUGAUAGAUAGAUAGAUAUAUUAGAAUCUUCCCGUCGUUUGCACAGCGGAGGUAUCUGUUCUUGUUCUCCCUGCAGCCAACACUGCCUUCGCACUCGGUACUACAUAUAGUGACUGGGGUUGGUGAGAGCGGUGUGUCCUCGUAGGACGGCAGGUCUCUUCUCUUCUCUUCCCCUCCCCUCCCUUCACUCAGACCCUUCUCUCGAUCUCCUUCUCAUCAACGAGGCGCUCGACGCAUGCUGGAGGUGCUCUCGUCGCCCUUCUUCUCGGCUGGACUUUAUGAGAUCGGGCAUGCAUUCUCCUCUUUCUCUCGGCGGAGUCGUUACAUUUCGCGGAUCGUAGCGACUCCAGCCCAAUUUCUGCACGCCUCGAUCAUUUGGAGUUUUGUAUAAGGUGGAUACUGGACGGUUCAAGGACGGAGUAUAGAUGAAGUGCGUCUGAGGUUGUCAGCGACCUUUGUUCAGCUUGAGUAUUUUCCUCGCCUUCUACGAUAGAAUCAGCUACGAGCGCUUGCGGUAGUGAGACUUGCGAAGUGUGCACAUGGCGAGUCUGCAGAUUGCUUCGAGAGCAGCGGGUUCACUGCUGCCCAUAUUUCAGUCGUCUCUGACGCCCAUCGGCUGCAGUCUGAGAGUGAGCCACACAUUUGCUGCGCAAAGGGAGGAUGGGAACUCGUCCGUGGAACCUGCGCUAUCUCUCUCCAUGCAGCAAGGAAAUAGUUGGGCCAAAUUUCCAGGGAUCAACCGGCUGCAGGACAAGGGCAGAUGUAGGGCCAGUCUCUUAAAAGCCGAGGCUCCACUGGAGACGCUUUCUACAAAUGGACUCACUGCAGCAGGAGCGGACGGCAUGGCAUCUGCCAUGCAAGGAUCAUUUGAGACAGACGCCUCCGUAGGCCGCGUAGAAUGUAAUAGUAGAGGGUGUCGGCCGAUCUACGACGACAACAACAGGACCCUCGUUGUGGGGCGAGAUGACGAAGAAGAAUUCAGCUCGCUUGAGACACGCGCUGCUGUGUAUGCGGCCAGGAGCCUCACCAAGGACAUGGAGAUCCGGCCCACUGUUAGCUUCCCCUUAGAUUUUGCGGAGUUUUUGAACGAAGUGUGGAUGGAGAAAACCACCGCAACCAAGUACUUCGAGAUUGCGCUGAAGAAGAGUCCGAACGAUGGAAAAAUUUUGCUUCAAUAUGCGCAGUUUGCAUGGAAGGUCCUCGGUGAUCUCGACAAGGCUGAUGAACUUUUCGCCCGGGCGCUGGAGGACGCCCCGAACGACGCCGAUGCUCAUGCGAUCUACGCCCUUUUCCUUUGGCAGACGGAUGAAUGAACGACGAUGUGUACAUAGUUUUUGAAUGAGUACGAUUCUUGUCUAAAGUGUAGCAUAAGUCAGAGCGAAUCUAUCUCGAUCGAUCUUGUGAUCGACCUACUCUCACCGGCUAACCGCCGGUUGUACAUUAUACAUGAAGUCCAUAUAUUCUGCAGCCAUCUAAAUGGCCUUCCAUAG